AGUUAGUCUGUCGCAGUCCGGUAGUGUUUCAAAUCGAAAGUGUUACUAGUACAUUUCUUUCUUUUGAGAAAAAAUGAAAACCUACAAAAUCGAAUGAUCAAAUCGGAUACACAGCAAAAAGUGCUGUGUAUAACUGCUGCUCACUUCAUUACGUUACUGAAAAUUCAAAAUCCUCUAGAGGUAUAACUGAAAGGCGUAGUUAUAGGUGCCCUUGCCUGUCUCUGAACCUCCGGUACGGCAGAUGAGUUCGGCGGAUUCAAUAAAGACACUGUUGGCGGCUAGCGGCGGCGACACCGUGAAGCUCUUUGACCUCUCGUUGGAGCCGCGGGAUACCUGCAUUCUCACCUACACUCCCACGCCGGGAUUGCAAGUUAACUCUGUCAAGUGGAACCACACAAAUUUGGUGGUAGCAAGUGCCGGGGAUGACAAAAAGAUUUCUCUAUGGAGAAAGAAUGGACAGUCAAUGGGAACUAUUCCGGCAUCAGGCAGCGAUGGCGGUGAUGGUAUCGAGGAAUCCUUCACGACCAUUAAUUUUAAUAACAAAGGAUCAAGGUAUCUUUGUUCUGGAGGAAGUGGUCAAGUUGUUAGAAUAUGGGACUUGCAGCGGAAAAGAUGCAUUAAAUGGUUGAAAGGUCACAGCGAUACAAUAACCGGUGCAAUGUAUAACUGCAAAGAUGAGCACUUAGCUUCUGUUAGCCUUAAAGGUGAUCUUAUGCUCCACAACCUUGCUUCUGGGGCUAGAGCUGCUGAACUCAAGGAUCCUAAUGAGCAGGUUUUGAGAGUGCUUGACUAUUCUAGGAUUAGUAGACACCUGUUGGUUACAGCUGGUGAUGAUGGAUCUAUUCAUCUUUGGGAUACAACUGGCCGCAGCCCUAAGGUUUCUUGGUUAAAGCAGCAUUCUGCCCCAACUACUGGCGUUAGUUUUUCACCAUCAAAUGACAAGAUUAUCACUAGCGUUGGUUUGGAUAAGAAGCUCUACACGUUUGAUUUAGGGUCUAGACGGCCAGCAUUAUGCAUUCCUUAUGAGGCACCGUUUUCUUCGCUUGCAUAUACAGAUGAUGGAUUAACACUGGCAGCUGGGACGAGUAGUGGCCGGGUGGUAAUUUAUGAUACUCGUGGGAAAUUACAACCUUUGACUGUUCAACGUGCCUAUGGAAAUUCCGAGGCUGUCACUAGUCUUUGCUGGCAAAGAUCAAAGCCCAUCUUUGUAAAUGAAAACAACUGCACCUCAGAGAUAGCUCUCUUGGGAACUUCAGUGGAGGAUUCAGUUCUAAUGCCCGACCCACUUCCUGCAUUCACUUCAUCAACGCUUUCAACAUCCACAACAUUAUUAGGUUCUCGAGGUACUGGGCCCAUGUUAGGCACACGCUUUACCCCUGAGGAGUCACCGGUUAGAAAUGAUUCGUGGAAGGGUGCUGGAGGUUUGGGCAGACUAAACGCUCCCCGUUAUAACGUUAAGGAUGAUAUGGAAGUUUUCUCCCCACUUGUUGAUGUUCAACCAAUAACUCCCUCACUUAAUAAGUUGUGGGAUGAGCAUGGCAUUGUAAAGGACGGUGAUAAGACCACAACAUUUUCGUUUCCUUCUGCUAGGAGAUUCCCUCUUCUAGAUGAAGGUGGGAGUGAUAACCCGUCAGUGUUUGAUUGGAAACCUAGCUCAGUAUCCACACAGGAUGACAUCCGUUCCCUUCCACACCUGGCUUCUUCUGCUCCUUCCCAGCCGGAAGCUUCUUCAUCAUUAACUCCUACUCCAGAAGCUUGGGGUGGUGGUGAGAGAUUUUCUGAGAGAGCCCACCUUCGUCAAUCCAGAUUUGCAAUGCCUACUUCAAGUAGUAGCCUCCUUGCAUCAGGAACAUCGUUUUCUGGAUUUCAAAGUACUUCAUCAAUUUCCAGCCUGGGAUUGGAUAAUUUGCGUGUCAGGGAAACCUCAAAGGAAGAUACUUCUUUGGGAACUGCAGUUCAUGUUCCUUCAAGUUCUCCAUUUUUUCAGGGCAAUCUGGACUCUCUUGGUCCAGCAUCAUUAUCAGUGCCUCGAAGGCUUUCCAGUUAUGCAGAGAGAAUUAGCAGUGCACCGUCACUCAGUUCACUCAGUGAUGGAACUCUGUCUGUCGGUUCGCCCAAAACCAAGAAAACUGGUGCUGAAACGAGGGAUGAGCUUUUACAAAGCUUAUUGUCAAGGUCUGAUGUUUCUUCAUCACCCAAAGCAACUGGUGUUUUCCAGUCAAUGAAUGGCGAUGUGAAGACAUAUAUGAAAAACAACACUUCUCAGCCGGACUCACAGCAGCAGGGAAAUUCAUUUACCCUACAGCUUUAUCAACGUACCCUUGAAGAAACUCUUGAGUCAUCCCACAAAUCCAUUCACACGGCCAUGAGAGACAUCCACAUUGAAAUUUUAAGACAAUUUCAUAUGCACGAGGUUGAAGUGUCUGGUGUUAUGAAUUCAAUCCUGGAAAAUCAAGCAGAGAUUAUGAGGGAACUACGGUUACUUAGGGAAGAGACCCAACAACUCCGCCAACAAUUGUUUUAACCAGUCUAAAGUUCUGUAGAAAUAUAUCGCUCAGAGUUGUGCUUUUCCGUUAGGAUAUAUAUAGUUGUUAUUAGUCAGUUGAUAUCCUUCAAGUGUGAUUUUGAAUGGGUCCACAUAUUCCAUUAGUUAGUUACUUAGUUAUUGAGAAACCAUUUCGAUUGCAAAUUGCCAAUUGUAUCCGCUCUUUUUGUUAUGGGCUAAUGCAUAUUUCAGUCUUCCAACUAUUGUCAUUGUAUAAUUCCCAAUGUUUUAUUCCAACUGGAAGGGGAAUCGAGGAACGGAUCCUACAAUGUAACUCGAACGGUCGAACCAAUUCAGCGAGACCUUGCACUUCCG
Cuscuta epithymum is the source of this 2860-nucleotide messenger RNA. The record is from the annotation of a GenBank genome assembly. NCBI's taxonomy places the organism in Eukaryota, Viridiplantae, Streptophyta, Magnoliopsida, Solanales, Convolvulaceae.